UGCUGCCCUGCUCUCAGUUCCGCACUCCGCGACCCGGCGAGCGGUUGGUUUGGUUGGAGCGGGUCAGGCGGUAUCUCAGCGGGAGCAAAGGUGCCCGUUCUUAUGGUCGGGCAGGGCGCCUCUACGGACCGCAGCCGCUCCAGUACCGCCUCCCGCUCCGCUCGCCGCGUACCUGACAGCCAGUAGCGGAGGCGCCAGCAUGGCUAGUUCUGGCGAGGGCAGCGGCAGCCGCCCCAGGAGCUGACAGAGCCUACCACCCAUCGCCCGUUCGCCGUCGGCCGAUUAACCACGGGUCGCCAUCGCCUGCCUGCAUUCAGCCAAGGGCUCCAACCGAGAGGGAGCCGUGGUUUUGCGAAGAAGAGGCGGCGGCCGUGGCGGCGGCAGGGACUCGAGAAAACUUCCUGUCGCUGGGGAGGACUACGAAGUUGCCCCCGGCGGCGGCCCGAGACGACAGGCGCGGGCUAGUCCCGCUGUUCGUCCGCUCUGAGUGUGGCGGCGGCGGCGGCGGGUGCCGCAGGGGAGCCUUGCGAACGGGCCGCCCCGCGGUUAUCCCGCGGCCGUCGUCAUCCUUUAGGCGGAACCUACCCCUGGGGCUGUCAUGCCAGCCGUCAGCCUGCUGCCGCUCUUCGGCAGCCCCGCGGGCCCGGGCGCCUUGGGUGGCUCCUUAGGCGGGGGGCCCUUGGGUGGCCCCGGGGGCAGAAAGGGGCCCGGCCCCAGCGGUGCGUUCCGCCUGACGGAAAAGUUCGUACUGCUGCUGGUGUUCAGCGCCUUCAUCACGCUUUGCUUCGGGGCCAUCUUCUUCCUGCCGGACUCCCCCAAGCUGCUGAGCGGUGUCUUCUUCCACUCGACCACCCUCCAACAGCCGCCGCCGGUUCCACCCGCGCAGGGCGAUCCGCACGUCCCGCAGCUGGCGGGUGCGGGGAGUAGCAGCAGUUACGGGGCCGGCGCGGAGGAAGCGGCGGAGAACUUGGCCAAGAUCCGCGAGGAUCACGAGCGCGCUUUGCGAGAGGCGAAAGAGACUCUGCAGAAGCUGCCCGACGAGAUCCGUAGGGACAUCCACCAGGACAAGGUGAAGCUUCUCCUGCAGGACAAGUUGGGCAGGAGAGAGGCGGGGGCUCCCGGAUUGCCCGACUUGCCUUUCCGCAAACCUAUCGGGGCAGUAGGAGCGGAACCGAGCGAUCCCGCCGUCCAGAAGAAAAGAGAAAAGAUCAAAGAGAUGAUGAAACAUGCCUGGGAUAAUUAUAAACAUUAUGCCUGGGGAUUAAAUGAACUGAAACCCAUAUCAAAACAAGGACACUCAAGCAAUUUAUUUGGUAAUAUUCAAGGAGCAACUAUUGUUGAUGCCUUAGAUACACUGUCUAUCAUGGAAAUGAAAGAAGAAUUCAAAGAAGCCAAAGAGUGGGUGGAAAAAAAUCUUGAUUUCAAUGUGAAUGCAGAAGUCUCAGUUUUCGAAGUAAACAUCCGUUUUGUUGGAGGGCUGCUUUCAGCGUACUAUCUUUCUGGAGAAGAGAUAUUCCGAAAAAAAGCAGUAGAACUAGGAGAGAAGUUGCUUCCAGCUUUUAAUACUCCCACAGGAAUUCCUUGGGCGUUGUUAAAUAUCAAAAGUGGCAUUGGUCGAAACUGGCCCUGGGCUUCAGGUGGAAGCAGUAUUUUGGCAGAAUUUGGAACACUCCAUUUGGAGUUCAUACACUUAAGCUACUUAUCUGGAAAUCCGCUGUUUGCUGAAAAGGUGAUGAACAUUCGAAAAGUAUUAAAUAGGUUGGAUAAACCAGAAGGACUUUAUCCUAAUUAUCUCAAUCCUAACAGUGGUCAAUGGGGUCAGCAUCAUGUCUCCGUUGGAGGACUUGGAGAUAGUUUUUAUGAAUAUUUGCUUAAAGCAUGGCUGAUGUCUGAUAAGACAGAUGAAGAAGCCAGGCAAAUGUAUUAUAAUGCUGUUCAGUCCAUAGAAACCCAUCUAAUCAGGAAAUCCAGCAAUGGUUUAAUGUACAUUGCUGAGUGGAAAGGUGGCCUGCUUGAACACAAAAUGGGUCAUCUUACUUGUUUUGCUGGAGGGAUGUUUGUUCUGGGUGCAGAUGGAGCACCAGCGGAUAAAACUGGACAUCACACUGAACUUGGAGCUGAAAUUGCCCGUACAUGUCAUGAAUCUUAUGAUCGUACAGGCAUGAAAUUGGGGCCAGAAGCUUUUAGAUUUGAUGGUGGAGUUGAGGCGAUUGCUACCAGACAGAAUGAAAAAUACUACAUCUUACGACCUGAAGUUAUAGAAACCUAUAUGUAUAUGUGGCGAUUCACUCAUGACCCCAAGUACCGGCAGUGGGGUUGGGAAGCUGUAGAGGCAUUGGAAAAAUACUGCAGAGUAGAUGGUGGCUAUUCUGGACUUAGAGAUGUUUACAGCAACCGUAAAAGCCAUGAUGAUGUGCAACAGAGUUUCUUCCUUUCAGAAACACUCAAGUAUUUAUACUUACUAUUCUCUGAAGAUGAUAUUCUUCCAUUUGAACAUUGGGUCUUUAAUACGGAGGCACACCCUCUCCCAGUUAUCAAAAGAGAAAAAGAGAAAAAAGAAAGCGAAUAAAACUACUUUGAAUUUUAUUUGGGUACAUUAUAUGGCUGUUAAUGUUCUAGCUGUCAUUUUUGAGUUUUAAACCAGGUUUUGUUUCUUGUUUUGUUUCUUUUUUCGUUUGUUUGUUUGUUUCUUGCAGUCUGCUCUCAACCUGGCAAUCUUUAUCAAGGGACCUAAUGUCAUUAAUUUUAAUUAUUAAUAUUUAUGUUUUCCCAGGAAGUAACAUGUCAUCUCUAGAUUUUGUUGACCAUAGUGUGUAUUUGGUCAAACAGAAUACAGAAUUCAGCAAGUUACUUACUUUUUGCUUUAUGUUUAGACUGCAAAAUUGUUUUCUCCUCUGUGAGGAGAUGUCUGCUUUAAGCUGUAAUACUUUGCUGUGUUGCAAAAAGCCAUAAAGAAUUAAGUACGAAGAGCUUUUUUCUUUUUUAAAUCAGUUCCAGUGGGAUUUGUCUGAUCAAUGGAGACAAAUCUAGCUGUGACAGCCUCUUCUUAUGCGGGUCUAUCAUUAAUUGGUAAUUGGAAUACUUAGAAAGAUGUAAUAUUCAUAUAAACCAGAUAUAGUUUUAUCUUAUCUGUAUAUACCAUUACAUUGAACUGUGGCUUGUCUUGGAAGCCUGAAUUAUGAAAUUUUUUCACAUAUAAUUUUAGAACAUAUUUGCAUAUCAAGCCUAACCAUAGAUAACUUUGGUGCCCAUCCUUUUCUUUCUUUUUCUUUCUUUCUUUCUUUCUUUCUUUCUUUCUUUCUUUCUUUCUUUCUUUCUUUCGUCUCUGAAUUUGUUUCAUAAGCAACCAUGAAAUUGAGUUGGCUUCUGGACAUACAGUAGGUUUACAGAUACCCUUUGAGACACAGUUCUCACAGGCUGUCUUGGUGAAAAUGGAGCUUCAGCAGUAUUUUCACCAGAAAGAAAAAUCUAUUUCCUGUAAAACCUUAGUUGUUAUGCAAGACAAAUUAACCUAAUAUGUGAUAUCCUUUUUGUGCUUUGAAAUUUAUCCUAUUUAGAGAUUGGUUAGUCCAGUUCUGUAAGUCUGUUAUUGCUGUUCCCAACAUUCCAUUAGCAUUAUCUUCCAUUUAAUGGAUAUGGGGCACAAUGAUGUGGAAAGAGGAGGAUAAUAUACCUCAAAGGUACCAUGUUUUAGAAGUUCACAUUGUGGCUCUAAUUCUCUUUUGAAAGAAUUGACCACAGUACUUUAAUGCUUUGCUGCAGGGGGUGGGGGGACCUAAACUGUUCCCUUAUUUAUCAAAGUGAUAAUGUUGACGAUCUUUUUGAGUUUUGUUAUGAAAUGGUUCUUUUUCCUGUUUACAUUUGGGAUGCUUCUGUAAAUAGGAUAGUUUUAAUGAUUGACAUUAAACAUGACAAGUUGCGGUGAAUUUUAUAUGAUUUGUCAUGUUUAGCAGCCUUCAUGUAAGAAAGCAGAAUUUUGUUGAAAAGAAAGCUGGGGAGGAAUGACCAACAGAAGGGAACUUGUUAUGGUAGCGUUGCUUCUUUAUGUAGCUUUUAAAACUGAAUUUUGGCUAUCCUCUAGUCCUAAAAGUUUCAUUGCAGUCCUAAAAAUUGUAUUGACCAUACAGUGACACAUCAGCCUACAUGGACACCCAGAUAGGUUAACAUUGUUACUGCAAACAUGUUUAUGCCAUCAAAUUUAACCAUCAAAGUUUUGAGCCAAGACAACUACUUGCAAAAUUGCAUAAACUCACUCCCUGAUCCACAGACAACCUGAACAUACAUAGUGUGUGCCAGUAUUUGUACUGAUGUGAGGUUUUGCAAAACUUGCUACACCUCAGUAUAAUGGUUUUCUCUGCACUAUGGCUUAGUCAUGCUACAGUGCUGCUGCAACAUCACAAGUACUUGUGAACACCUUAGAUGAUCAUAUUGUGCUGGGUUCUAGGUUUGGCCAUAAUGCUAUCUGUGAUCUGGCAAUCUGAAUAGGGAGAGCCACAAGCAAUAAUUCCCCUUCUUGCCCCCCCCCAACCUCCCAAUUUUACCUGAAUCCUUUUCUGUCUCUCUCUCUGCCAGCUUGCAUACUAAGCUUCACACACCCUCCAAAUCUUAAAAACUAUUGAGAAUCAAACAUGGCAGCUGAAGAAUCAUUGAGAGAAGUUAUUGGAGGAACGAGGCUGACAUUCAUGCAUAUUUGGAACAGGACUGUUACAGCUGGCAAAUUAUUAUGAAUCUUUUUGUACAAAUGAUGUCAUUUCUUGUUUAUGUGGAAUACUACUAACAUGCAUACAAUUACUAGUAUCAAUCAGAUUGAAAACUGCUUUUCAUUUGUGGAGCUCUUGUGUUUUGUGUUUGCUUCUUUACACACUGAAGUACCUUUACAUUCAGUUUUUCAGAUGCUGAUUUACAGAAAGGCAAAUACUUUUUCUAAUGUGGAACAUUGGGGCAAAUUAAUUUCUGCUUUAUUUCUAGAUUUUAAUGCUUGUAGGUGUGACCUGGAAAAAACAUGUAAGAAUUAUAUCACAAAUAAUUCAUAGCCACAGUUGCUUUUCUUGCCACAAUAAAUAUCUGGAAUAAAUAAUGAGGUUUCUUUUUAGUUACAGCAAGUGUUACAAUCCAGAUAUAACAUAAAAUUAAUUACCAAAUAAAAUUAACCUCUUUUAUUAGCAAAGAAAGAUAGCUUCUGUAGCUGCUCAGCAUGUUAACUAAUAAGACAUAUCUGCAGUAUAUAAUUACAUAGAGUGAGCAGAAUCAAAAUAUAUACUGCUAUACAGGGUUUUUUAUUAUUAUUCACACUGAUACAAAUCUACUGGUAUUGAUUGGCCAAGAUAUUUUUAAAGUCAGUGCACUUUCUGAAAACAAGUAGGGCAGCAAUCAUUUGUGUAGCUAAUGUGCAAUAUUAUUGGUUCAGAGCCAUCACAUUUUAAAAAAUUUAUGUAACAGUUUUCAUGUAAAAUGUACAGUUUAUUUCCAUUUCUUAAUCUUUAUUGUUCUAACUGAAGUGCCAUUUUUACUUUCUUUGGGAGCCAACCACUGAUGGUAAAAGUCUGUUAUGGCCUCUAACCUUGAAAUCCUUUUCACAAAACACACUGUAAGCUAUUAUUCCACCUCAUGACGCUGUGCACUGCCAUGACUUGCCUUGCAUCAUCCAACAGAUGAUAAUUAAAUUCUUAGUCCUGUUCAAGACCCUUUGAAGACCACUUUUUGUUAAACAUUUUAAUCUUGUAAGAAUAAACUGAUAAAACUAAAAGCUGAUUACCUGGUAUGGCUCUCCAUCUCUGACACAAUACUUCGUAUCCAAGACUCCACUGUCUUGUAGGACCAUCGGUAGUCCUUUAUAGUACCAGCCCACUGCUUCUCUGUCUUCCACAUAUAUCCUGAACAUAUCAUAAAUCAGUUCCUCAAUGGUAUGUUUACACGAAGGUAUUUGGAAUAGCAAAUAAAUUUGUCACCAUUUUUAAGGCUAUAAUCCAAGGGUUAGUGGGGUUUGUAGGGGGGUUGGUGCUUUUUUUUUUUGAUUAACAUAAGUGCUCCAAGUCCAUACAUAAUUGGACUUAAGUAUCCUUCACAGUUGUGCUCUGUUAGGCAUCCAGCAAUCCAGUUCCAAUACUACGCCAGCUUGCUCCCCAAAAUGCACCAAUUAAAAAAAAAUACAAGGGAAUUAUUUCACUUGUUCUUUCUAAUCAUUGUUUAAUUUGUGAAGCAGGUAUUGCCUCAUGCAUGGCUUUUGCCCCAUUCCCCCCCCCCCACUUUUGCUGCCAGUCCUCCAGUAUGUACUGCAUCAAGAUGCCAUUUGGGGUAAAUUGGACUCUGACCUGCUCACAUGUAACCUUAAGGUGCAACAGACUGAUUUCGAGCUACCAUAUUGUGUGAACCUAGCCAUUGUGGUUUAUUCAGUAAAUCAUGAGCCAGUGAAUCAUGGCUUAAUUUAAUGUUUGUGAAGUCAUUAAUGUUUUCCUGUGGCCAUCUUUGUCUGCUUCUAUAAGUCAAAUGAAAAAUGAACAUAUAAAAAUAGCGGGAAUUAUUCCCCACCCUCUUUUCCAUCCUUUACAGGCAAUUAAUUGUGCAUAAUCUCCUUAAAAACAUUGACUCAAGUGUUUUUAUCAAUUUCAUAUUUCUUUUUAUGGAGAGUUGUAAUUUUCUCAUGGGUAUUAUUAUUUAAAACAGCACAAAGUUUCUAUAGUUCUAUAACUUAGAGGUAAUCAGGUUGUAUGUACAAGCUGCACUAAUGUAUCUUUUUGUAAAGUGAUGUAAGUAGACAAGAAGAUUGUAUAUCCCUUAGAAUUGCGAAGUAUAAAAGAAACAUGUUUUAUAUCUUCAAAACGGCAAUGUUGAGUUUUACAGAAAACUGCCAAAGUAUAAAGCUUCAGAUUGAUUGCCAUUUUAAAAGUUAUUGCUGAAAUAUUAUUUACAAUGGCGUGAAUAGCUUCAGAUUAUCUUUUUUAGAAUUUACUAGCAAUGUCACACAAGCAACUUCGGGACUCCCUUUUAUCCCUCCAGAGAUGACUGAAUUAACGCUGACCUCUGUGUAUGUAGUUUAAAACUAAAGUAACUCUAUUUUUUUUAAGUCUUUUCCAGAUUAGAUAGCAUCUAAAUCUCCAUUGCUAUUUAGCAUAUCACAAUGUAGUUGUUCAAAUACUUAAUAUACAAAACCCUGGAAACUUGAUUUAAGUACCAUGUGUGUUGUAUGACAGCUUUAUAAUCCCGAAUGACAUUUUGUUGGUAAGGUGAACUGACCAUGCAGUCAUUUUGUUUCAAUGUUUGUUUGUGCAUAUUCCACUUAGUCUUUUUCCACCUUUAUAGAAAUAUCUGGUUACAACAGAUCAAAAUGCUUAAUUUUUACGAACUAUAUUUGUAAAAAAAAAUCUAUUGUGAAUAAAGUCUUUUAAUAAGUCCUUUCACUUGGCA
Candoia aspera is the source of this 7404-nucleotide messenger RNA. RefSeq names its product mannosidase alpha class 1A member 1 (gene MAN1A1). Gene Ontology annotation, molecular function: calcium ion binding; mannosyl-oligosaccharide 1,2-alpha-mannosidase activity. Gene Ontology annotation, biological process: carbohydrate metabolic process; mannose trimming involved in glycoprotein ERAD pathway. Gene Ontology annotation, cellular component: extracellular exosome; Golgi membrane; endoplasmic reticulum. NCBI's taxonomy places the organism in Eukaryota, Metazoa, Chordata, Lepidosauria, Squamata, Candoiidae. The record is from RefSeq and is a predicted model, not a curated record. The coding region runs from base 599 to 2569 and encodes 656 amino acids. The transcript is spliced from 12 exons.